GUUGCUGUAAUUGGUCUUACUUUGUUGCCAAGCUGUUUCCAAAACAAAGAAGUGUGUGCUUAUUAUCUGGCACGAACCCUGAGGAGAGGGUUACUUGGAAUUCAAUCAUGGCAAGGUACAGUGCUCAGGAGGUCGUCGACUUCGUUACGGGUGAGGAAACCAGCAGCUCCGAUGAGGAUAGUGUACAGCCCAGCAGUACAACACAGGAGGUUGAAGAGAUCUGCGCCGAGGACGAGAUCUUUCCCUCCCGCAAAAGUGAAAUAACAUGGACAACCAGAGCAGAAGAUCGUGCUGCAGGUAGACUGCCAGCACGACACAUCCUGAGGACACCUCCAGGACCAACGAGGCAGUGCGUGUCACAGGCAGGGGACAUUAUAUCUGCCUUCAAAGCUUUCCUGCCUAGAUCAAUAGAGAGCAUCGUUGUCAGCAUGACAAAUAUAGAAGGCAGAAAGAGGUUUACUAGCAGCUGGGUGGACAUGACAACUGUUGAAUUGGAUGCCUUCAUCGGCGUCUGCAUUCUAGCAGGCGUAUUCAAGUCCAAAGGAGAGUCCGUCGCCAGCCUUUGGGAAUCGAAAUUUGGGAGACCAAUCUUCCCAGCGAUCAUGAGCAGGGUGCGGUUUGAGCAGCUGACAGUGACCCUAAGGUUUGACGACAAAGGAUCGUGGGCAAGUAGAAGAACGGGUGACAAGCUUGCACUUAUCAGAGACAUCUGGGACCUGAGGUCAGGAAAUCUCCCGGCGAUGUACAAUCUUGGCAAGUACGACAAUCUUGGUACGACUUGACAGUGGACGAGCGCCUGGUACCAUUCAAAGGUACGUAAAAUGUGUUAUUUUUUAUUACCGAUCUACAGUUAUUAUAUAUACAUUGCUUCAAGUUUAUUGUUCAAAUAUAGAUCUCAUGUUCAUUAGCAAUGAAUCGUAAUGUAUCAUUGAUUUCGACCAGUUACCUUUUUCAUGAUUUGUGCCCGAGUAGUUAGGAGUUAGAUUGUAACGGGUUACCUAAAAAUGUGUACGUUGUAUCCGAUUGCUUCAUUUGACAUCAAAUUGAUAUUCCCCCGAUGCGUCCUUGCAGGACGCUGCUCCUUCAGGCAAUAUAUGCCUCGCAAGCCCGGGAGGUACGGACAAAAAAUCUGGGCGCUGUGCGACACCAGGCCAAGCUACUGCUGGCGAGUGAAGCUGUACACGUGAAAGCCUCCGGGGGAGGCACGGGAGGUCGAUGUGGGUAAAAAAGUGGUGUUGGAACUGUCUGAGGGGCUGAGGGGGCACACCAUCACUCUUGAUAAUUUUUUCACCUCCUUCAGUCUGGGACAGGAGCUCCUCAAGCGCAACAUGACAAUGGUAGGCACUGUGCGCUGAAAUCGUCCAGAGCUGCCGCCUGCCCUGCUAGCAGCUAAGGGCAGGCUUGUACACUCUUCAAAGUUCGCAUUUUCCCAAGGCACCACACUGGUGUCUUACAUGCCAAAAAAAAACAAAAACGUGAUUCUAAUGAGCACGUUCCACACCAAGCCAAAUAUAAGCCAACGGCAAGACAAAAAGCCAGAAAUGAUAAUGUUUUACAACAAAACGAAGGCAGGGGUUGACACCAUGGACCAGCUCAUUUCCAACUAUUCGUGCAGAAGGAAAACCCCUCGCUGGCCCCUUGCAACGUUUUACAAUAUGCUGGACAUUUCGGCGCACGAUGCCUACUUCGUGUGGCGGGAGGUCAAUCCUUGAUGGAGGACAGGAUCGAAAAGGAGGCGCAGGGUAUUCCUGCAAGAGCUAGUCGAAGCCCUAAUCGCUCCCACUGUUCUGCAGCGAACGCGUCUUCCUCGAGGGCCCUUUGCUGCAGCGGCGGUGAAAUCGUUUAGGGACACCCAGCCCGGUCCAGUCCCGCCUCCCCCGGAAGCGAAAUCUAAGAGAGAGAAUUGCAGCCUGUGCCAUUAUUCUGCUGACCGCAAA
This is a messenger RNA of Brienomyrus brachyistius, 1937 nucleotides long. RefSeq lists its product as uncharacterized. The record is from RefSeq and is a predicted model, not a curated record. Lineage: Eukaryota; Metazoa; Chordata; Actinopteri; Osteoglossiformes; Mormyridae. The transcript has a single exon. The coding region runs from base 108 to 782 and encodes 224 amino acids.